UGACUAACACAAGAUGUAAUUCUCAAAAGAAAAGGCAAAACCAUAUUGUCUUAUGGGCUUGAUCAUUUUAAAAGGCCCAAUAGAAAUUUAGCCCAUAAUAUAAACAAUACUCUUCCAUCGCCGGAGAGAGAUAGAAUUAGGGUUUCGGUGAUGCUGCGUUUACUCAGAACCUUCUCCUCCUGGAGGAGCAUUUCCAUGAACAAUACUCUUCCAAAUUCGAGUCUAUCUCCUCCAGGACCAUCUCCUCCGCUCCCACUCCCACUCCUCCUCAGAAACGAACCAUUCUAGCCAAUCUUAAGUCAACAACUGAUUCAUGUGAUGAUGUUCUGAGAAAGAUAGAGAAGGAGGGAGGGUUUCAGAUAUCUAGACCUGAUCUUAAUCGCUGGAUUGCUCUAUUUGAAAAACGAGGUCAGAUCCAGAAAUCUAUAGAGAUCGACUCCUUCAAGGAGUGGAAGUACAUUGGUUUGAUGAAAACCUACAAACCUUGCUUUGGAAGAACCAACGUUGGAGAUCCUCUUCCAACUUCGAGUCUCGCCUCAUCUAACUCCUCCACGAGCAGUUCCACCGAUGCCAAUCCUCCUCAGAAACGAACCAUUCUAGCCAAACUUAAGCCAUCAACCGACUUCGGAAGAGAUACCCUGAGAAGAGCAGCGGCAAUCAUAGCUCCUACCGUGGUCCACAUCCUCGCAAGUGUAGAACGUUUGGAAUACGAUAAAGCUUAUUCCCAAUCUGUACAAAAGGUGAAGGUUUUUUUAAAUGACGGCAAGAAAUUCAUAGGAGUAGUUUCGGAGUACAGGGUUUGGAAGGACGUGGCCUUGGUCAAAAUCGAUGUUCCCACCUCAGUUGCACUUGUUGCUGCGAAAUGGGGUAUUGACAAGGGAGUUUGUCUUGGUGAUCUCGUUUUGGCUGUGGGUUCAACUAAUGCUUGGCCUAACAGCUUCUCAAAGGGCAUGAUUAGCUGUCUCAAACGCACUUCCAAGGAAGCGAAUACUAGAGGCGGUAACAACCUAUACAUUCAGACGGAUUGUGCAACUUGUGAGGGGAACUCUGGUGGGCCCCUUGUAAACCUCAAUGGUGAGGUAAUUGGCAUGAUUAUCGGUGGAGAACAAGGGAAGGUUGAAUUUGCCUUGAGCCUUGACUCAGUGUUCAAAGUCUUGAAGGCGAUGCGUUAUAAGUGUGCAUCAAGCUCCUGUACUACAACCACUUCAUCAACACGAGACUCUGACUCAAAGGAAUCCAUGUCGCCAUUGAAAUCAGGCGGUGACUUAAAUGACACAAACGUCCCAGUUCUUUCUCGGCUGCAGUUGAAGAGACCAAUUGCGGGUUCCCAGGUUCCUUUCUGUCCUGGUGACAAGAAAAUGCUAGAUUGUUGGACAACUAUCGAGCCAAAUAGCUUUCGGGUUCGUGGCAGAACUUAUCUAAGUGACAAGAAGAAAGAGUUUGCACCUAGGCAUGCUGCGUAUAAUCCUUUUGGUGUGGAUGUAUUCUUAUCGGAACGUAAAAUAAACCAUGUGGCACAAUAUGUCAAGCUUCCGGUUACUACCACAUCCACCAAACUCCCAUCUAUCCUUGUUGUUAAUGUUCAGGUUCCCUUGUAUACAACUACGAUCUCUCAAGUUGACACUGACGGGGAAGGAAUGAAUAUUGUUUUGUACUUCAAACUUUCGGAUAACUAUUCAAACGAGCUUCCUCUCCAUUUCCAAGAAAACAUCCAGAGAUUAAUAGAUGACGAGGUUGAGAAAGUUAAAAGAUUCCAUAUGGAUGUAACCGUGCCUUUUAGAGAACGGAUUAAGAUAUUGGGACGUGUUGCCAACGUAGAUACUCUGCACUUGAGUCGUCCAGAGAAAAAGCUGAUGAAGGCUUACAACGAAAGGCCCCUUCUUUCGCGUCUGCAGCACGAGUUCUACUUGGGUGAAAAUUACUUUGAGAUUGAUAUUGAUAUGCGUAGAUUCAGUGAUGUAUCCCGAAAAGGGUUUAAAGCAUUCAUAGACAGAUUGAAGAUCUGUGUUCUUGAUGUUGGCCUCACAAUUCAGGGUAAAAAAACAGAGGAGUUACCAGAGCAGAUUCUGUGUUGUGUCAAGCUAAAUGAGAUUGAUUAUGUGAAGUAUCAUCAAUUAGCUCAGGAACUCUUCUGACUUUACUGUGGCUUUACUGUGACUCGACUGUGGAGAGGUAUUUUGCGUAGUGAUAGUAUGGGGGCUCUAACGAAUUGGCGUAAAGAUUUUUUUGGCGAUCUAAUGAGAUUAGUGUAAUGAGAUUUUACUACAUUCUUGUUAAAAAAUUUCAACUAGGUUUAGGUAAAUGAUUAUCUAACCGGAUUUACACACAUGAUUAUUGAACCCGGUUUUCUUUUGAA
This is a messenger RNA of Brassica napus (rape), 2356 nucleotides long. RefSeq lists its product as uncharacterized. Gene Ontology annotation, biological process: proteolysis. Bases 468 to 2135 code for a protein of 555 amino acids. The record is from RefSeq and is a predicted model, not a curated record. NCBI's taxonomy places the organism in Eukaryota, Viridiplantae, Streptophyta, Magnoliopsida, Brassicales, Brassicaceae. Gene Ontology annotation, molecular function: serine-type endopeptidase activity. The transcript has 11 exons.